Messenger RNA from Oncorhynchus keta (chum salmon), 9053 nucleotides. RefSeq names its product unconventional myosin-IXb-like. The coding region runs from base 263 to 5815 and encodes 1850 amino acids. The transcript is spliced from 41 exons. The record is from RefSeq and is a predicted model, not a curated record. Gene Ontology annotation, biological process: intracellular signal transduction. NCBI's taxonomy places the organism in Eukaryota, Metazoa, Chordata, Actinopteri, Salmoniformes, Salmonidae. Gene Ontology annotation, molecular function: microfilament motor activity; protein binding; GTPase activator activity. Gene Ontology annotation, cellular component: myosin complex.
ACUUGUCUACCGGUACACGAUUUUCGAUUACCAUUCAAAUUGUAUUAAAUCUCAAGUGUCGAGUUGCUGCCAACUAAAUCUAAAUUAUUGUUGCUUUCAUGUUGAUAUUUUACUUUUUUUUUUUACUUUUCAGUUUCGUAUGUGAAUAUUAGUUUUUUUGAAUCAACUUGUUUUGGAAUCCUGGUGGGAAAGAAGCCUUCCUUGUUGUCAACUAUAGAGCUGUAGAGCAUAGAAAUGACCGGACCGUAAUGUCAGUGGAUGCAUGCUGAUUGGAGGAGGGCAGUGCCAGUGUCAGGUCAGCAGGAUGAGUGUGUCUGACGGUGUGACGAGAACAACCAGCUUGGACAUGGAUCAAUUACAGCAACGGCAGACCGUCUUUCUCCAGAUCUACCCGCGUCUGCCCCAGGACACCGCUGCAUGUUGUACCCUCCAGGUCAGCCCUCUGGCCACGGCCGCUACGGUUAUCCAGAACGCAGGGGCCACGCUGGGCCUGGACAUGACCCGACACUACGCCCUCUUGGAGGUCAGGCAGGAUGGAGGGGCUGAGAGGAUGCUAAGGCACUCUGAGAUUCCCAUGGAGAGGGUGUUGCUGUGGCCCCCAGGGGCCCAGAACCAGCAUCCCCAGGAGGAGGGUUACUACUUCAUCCUGCAAGCCCAAGGAAGUGGAGGGGAUCUGGGGUCAGGGACUGGCGGUAGUGAGGUAUCUUCAUCAGAGGAAUAUGAUGACCUGUGCAGCCUCUCCACCUUGACCGAGGACACUAUCCUGGCCGCAUUGCGCCAGCGCUUCUACAAACACAACAUCUACACGUACGCCAGCGGCAUCCUGGUCGCCAUUAACCCCUUCAAGUUCCUACCCAUCUAUAACCCGAAGUAUGUCAAAAUGUACAACGACCAGCCACUGGGAAAACUGAGCCCUCACAUCUUUGCAGUGGCGGACGUGGCGUUCCACACCAUGCUGAAGAAGCAGGAGAACCAGUGUGUGGUGAUAUCAGGGGAGAGCGGAUCAGGGAAGACCCAGAGCGCCAACUUCCUGAUUCACUGUCUGACGGCGUUGAGCCAGAAGGGCUACAGCAGUGGGGUGGAGAGGACCAUAUUAGGAGCAGGGCCUGUCCUGGAGGCGUUUGGCAACGCUAAGACGGCUCAGAACAACCACUCCAGUCGCUUUGGGAAGUUUAUCCAGGUCAACUAUCUGGAGAGUGGGGUGGUCAGAGGGGCGGUGGUAGAGAAGUAUUUCCUGGAGAAGUGUCGGCUAGUGUUUAGAGAUCGGAGUGAGAGGAACUACCACGUGUUCUACUACCUGCUGGUGGGAGCGUCCAAGGAGGAGCAGAGAGAGUUCAGUCUGCUGCAUCCUGAAGACUACGCAUACCUACAACAGGAGGACUUUAAUUUAGAAGAUGCUGAGGACCUCAGGCGUGAGUUCAAGAGGCUUCAUCAGGCCAUGGAGAUGGUGGGAUUCCUGGUCCCCACCAAGAAACAGAUCUUCUCUGUGCUCUCUGCCAUCCUGUACCUGGGCAACGUGACGUACAGCCAAUCGGAAGACGGCCAGGGGCUGGAGGCGGGGCCAGCAGAUGUCCUCUAUACCCUGUCUGACCUCCUGGAGGUCAAACAGGAGUUGCUGGUGGAGGCUUUGACGAAGAGGAAACUAAUGAUGGCCAACAACACCGUAGUUCUACACUACACUCUCGAUGAGGCUGUGACAGCACGGGACUCGAUGGCCAAGUCUCUGUACAGCUCUCUGUUUGAUUGGAUCAUCCUGCACAUCAACCACGCUCUGCUCAACAGACGAGACAUGGAGGAGGCCGUCUCUUGUUUGUCUAUAGGUAUCCUGGAUAUAUUUGGUUUUGAGGACUUCCAGACGAACAGCUUUGAACAGUUCUGUAUUAACUACUCCAUCGAGAAAGUUCACUAUUACUUUCAUCAGCAUGUCUUCACGCUGGAGCAGGAGGAGUACCAGGCAGAAGGGAUCAGCUGGAGUCCCAUUGACUACAAAGACAACCUGGGCUGUAUCCAUCUGAUCAGCCAGAAACCCACUGGACUGUUCCACAUACUGGAUGAGGAGAGCAAUCUCUCCCAGUCCACAGACAACACCCUGUUGGAGAAGUUCAAGCAGCUGCAUCAUGAUAACCCGUACUUUGUCCCCACCGCGGUGAUGGAACCAGCCUUCAUCAUACAACACUUUACUGGGACCAUCAAGUACCAGAUUAAGGAUUUCCGGGAGAAGAACACGGACCACAUGCGUCCGGAGAUCGUGUCGUUACUACGCAGCAGUCAGCGGGCGUUCAUGCGUCAGCUGAUCGGGUCAGAUCCUGUGGCCUUUUUCCGAUGGGGAAUCCUCCGAUCCACCAUACACAUCAUAGCAGUCUUCAAGGAGGCCGGACGCCGCCGUGCAGCCGCAGGGGAACUGAAGAGGAGACCCAUCUUGGCUCUACAGAGACUGGCCAGCUCCCGGCUGGACUUCUCAUUUGACCGGUCUGAUGACCACCCUCUGGAGGUGUUAGAGGACAUUUUCGUCAGCUAUGAGAACAGGAAAAAGACCAAAGGCAGCAAGCGCAAACAGCUCAUUCCCAAGAAUCUGAUGAACUCCCGGUCCCUGAAGCACAUAGUGGGUCUGACGCGCCACAACCUCACCCCUCGCUCUCUGCUCCACCCACACCCGAGGAAGCAACCGUCCAGCAUCAGCGCUCAGUUCCAGGCGUCUCUCAAUCAGCUGCUGGAGACUGUGGGGAGAGCAGAGCCUUUCUUCAUCCACUGUAUUCGUUCCAAUGCCGAGAAGAAGGAGAUGCUGUUUGACGACGCUCUAGUUUUACAGCAGAUGAGGUACACGGGCAUGUUGGAGACGGUACGCAUCAGGAAAUCUGGCUACAAUGCCAAGUUCACCUUUAAGGAGUUCCUAGAGAGGUUUAAAGUGUUGCUGCCAAAAGAAGCCACCUCGGCACCGAAGGACAUAGCGAGCCUGCUGCAGAAGAUGGGCCUGGGACAGAGCACAUACCAGAUUGGGAAAACUAAGGUGUUCCUAAAGGAGAGGGAGAGGCAGCAUCUGCAGGACACCCUGAACAAGGAAGUGAUGCGUCACAUCGUCAUCCUCCAGCGCUGGUUCAGGGCCUGUCUGAUCAGGAGACACUUCCUCUGCAAGAAAGAUGCUGCCAUCAGAAUACAGCGAUGUUGGCUGGCGUUCCGAGCGGACAACAGGUGCCUUGCGGCCACAGUGAUCCAGGCGGCAUGGAGAGGUUCUCAGGAGAGGACAGACUACUUGAGAAUGAGGAACAGCGUCAAGAAAAUGCAGGCACUGAUCAGGAACAAACAAGGUCCAGACAGCACUAAGGCUGAGGGAGAGAAGCCCGCCACGCCUCCCCAGCUCCCUCCCAAAACGCAGUCCAAGCUUCAGUACCAAACCCAGCACCAGAGAAACCUGGAGAGGACGGAGCUGAGGAGGAGGCAGCACAGUGAGGAACACGGUCCCUACAGAAGCCCCGAGACAGGCCCAGAAGUCAAUGGACAGAAGGCCGCCCAGAGGAACACCGAGAUGGAGAAGAGAGAGGGAAGAGGCUCUCCACCUCCCCUCAACAGACCUCUCUCCUUCCCGCUAGAUGCCAAGGCUGGCAGGGAUGGAGAGGGGGAGUCAACCAGCCCCUCCCAUCACACAGGCUCACUGAAGGGCUGCUCCACCUUGGAGGACAGUAAGGAGCGUGCUGAGGGAUGGAAUGUGAGCAGGAGGGAGGGAGGACACCAGGAAGACCCCCGCGCUGAGGUCCAGCGACCCAGGAAUAUGGAGGGGUUGCUGUGGAACUCUGGGUCGGUGUCAGACAGCUCUCCCAUCGCUACUGAGUUUCCGAAAUGUUCUGAUAUUUCCACGGACGGGGCUAGUUUCAGCCUCCCAGAUGAGAGCAUAACCCGCAGACACUCCAGCCAAUCCCAGCCGACCACUCCUGAUAGGCUUGGCAUCUUCAGUAAGUUUCGGAGGAAACGUCCGACUCGAAACUCACAGACAAAUGCGUAUGGGAUGGUGACCAAUGAGAAUGCACCAUCUGGGAAAGGAGCCACCUCUACCUCCUCCCUGUACACUGGGCGCCGUGGUAACAACAGUGAAGGGCGUGGUAACACUACCAUCAGGAUCAGCCGAGCCACGCGGGUCUCCGAGCAGUGGAAUGCUUCUCUGGAACGGGAGAUCACCGACACUGAUGAGCUCCGACACCUGGAUGAGUUCCUGGGGAACCAGGUAAACGAGCUGAGGACCAGGGUAAAGGAGCUGUCACCAACAGAGAUGAUCUUCCUUACGGCCACCAUGCAGUUCAGAGAGACCAUAAAGGGCAUGUACUCCGUAUUGAAGCCCCACAUCAGCUAUAAGGUCCUGAUGACGGGCUACUGCAACUGCGUGUCCAGUCAUGCUAGAGCCAAGCAGCUGACCGAGGUCAGCCUGGUGGUCAACCUGUUCCAGUCCAUCCUGGACGGCUUCAUACGGGGAGAGAUCAAACGAGAGGGGUUUGGGCUACCGGUCAAGACCGUGAACAAGCCAAAGACAAAAAAGAAAACAUUUCUCGACAGCCCUUUAGGUCACAUGUUUAGUACGUACCAGGUCAACAUCAGGCAGUCCUGUGACCUGUGUGGUUUCUACAUCUGGGUUAUGGAGAAGGCCUACAUGUGCAGCGCUUGCAAAUUGAUAUGUCACAAGAAAUGCCUUUCCAAAAUCAUCACUGACUGCUCAACUCGAUGUGCCAGGCUGGACGAUGGAGAACCUGGCUGUCUGCACUUUGGGGUGCAGGUGUGUGUACUGACCAGUAAGACCUACCCGAUCCCCAUGGUACUUCUGAUGAUGCUGGAGCAUGUUGAGAUGAAUGGCCUGUACACAGAGGGCCUCUACCGUAAAUCUGGUUCUGCCUCGCACGCCAGGGAAUUACACCAACUACUGGAGAUAAACCCUGAGACGGCGACUCUGGAGAACUACUCCAUCCACACGGUGACUGGCCUGGUGAAACGCUGGUUCAGAGAGCUGCCUGACCCCCUCCUGACUUACCGCCUAUACAAGGACUUCCUGCACGCCGUUGAGUUGCCAGAGCAAUCUGAGCGGCUUCGUGCGGUCUACCAGAAACUGGACGAGCUUCCCUCCGCUAACUUCAAAACACUGGAGAGAUUGGUCUUUCACCUGGUCAGAGUGGCAAAGGAGGAAGAACACAACAGGAUGUCAGCAAACUCCCUGGCCAUAGUGUUUGCCCCCUGCAUCCUGCGAUCCCAAGACACCACUGACCCCUUCCUAGUCAUGAAGGACGUCUCCAAGACAACCACGUGUGUGGAGAUCCUGAUCUCCGAACAGUUCAGACGGUACACUGAGAAGAUGAAGGAUAUCACCGAGCUGGAAUACGCUGAGGCCUUGGCCGUCAACCAGCUCAAACUCAAGAGACGGAACACUAUCUCAGAGAAACCUCCAUCGGAGCUGGACGCCCCUCACAUGGACAACCUUGACCCGUUGGAUAUAGACAUGGAAUCAGAGAGGAACCUCAUCGAAAGGAUAAAAUCCAUCAAGCAGGAGAAGGAGGAGCUGGCGUGCAGGUUGCCAGAGCUGGAGCAGGAGAAUUCCGACAACGACAACCUGGACUCUGAGUCAUCAAUCAGCUCAGAGAGCCUGGACUCAGAAGGCAGAAUGAACCUGUUGUGGAGGAGCCCGAGGCAGGAGUGCCCUCCUAAGCCACCUGACCUGGCCCAGAGAACUACUACAGCCACUGACCAAGCUAGAUGGAUAGAACCCCCAGCCCACAACCAAACCAGGAGCAGGACCUUCUCAGAGCUGGACAUCCCUUUCAUAGAUGAGGAAGAGGACUAGCCUGGGUGCCAGUCUGUUUUUGCUCCACAUGGAAUUAUCAUGUCAUGUACAAUGACAGCAAUGGAGUUGGAAAGAGCACUAAACAGAUCUGGGACCAGGCUAGAGGACAUCUAGGAUGGGGCCAUAUUGUCCUCCGACAGGUGGUGUCUCUAAUACACGAUGCUAAUCCUUCGACUGAUAGCAUUGGCGCUGUAUUAUGGCAACAAGAACCAAGCACAUCAUGUAUAUUUUCCUACAUCCAUUUGUGUGUGUGUGUGUGUGUGUGUGUGUGUGUGUGUGUGUGUGUGUGUGUGUGUGUGUGUGUGUGUGUGUGUGUGUGUGUGUGUGUGUGUGUGUGUGUGUGUAAUGAUCAAAGCUCAAAUCAAAUCUAAUUUUGUUUGUCACCUGCACCGAAAACAACAGAUGUCGACCUUACCUUAAAAUGCUUAGUUUUUAAAAGGUAAGAAAAAUGUGCUAACUUAAUCUAGGGGAAAUAGUAACACAAUAAGGGGGCUGUAUACAAGGGGUACCUAUACCAAGUCAAUGUGAAGGGGUACGGGUUAGUCUAGGUAACUGAGGUAAUAUUUACAGGACCAGUCAAAAGUUUGGUCAAAUCUACUCAUUCAAGAGUUUUUCUUCAUUUGUACUAUUUUCUACAUUGUAGAAUAAUAGUGAAGACAUCAACAUUAUGAAAUAACACAUUAAAUAAUGUACGUAGUAACCCAAAAAGUGUUAAACAAAUAAAAAUAUAUUUUAGAUUCUUCAAAGUAGCCACCCUUUGCCUUGAUGGACAGAUUUGCACACUCUUCGCAACAGUCUUGAAGGAGUUCCCACAUAUGCUGAGCACUUAUUGGCUGCUUUUCCUUCACUCUGUGGUCCAACUCAUCCCAAACCAUCUCAAUUGGGUUGAGGUCAGGUGAUUGUGGAGGCAAGGUCAUCUGAUGCAGCACUCCAUCACACUCCUUGGUCAAAUAGUGUGUUUUGGGUCAUUGUCCUGUUGAAAAACAAAUGAUACUCCCACUAAGCGCAAACCAGAUGUGAUGACGUAUCGCUGUGGUAGCCAUGCUGGUUAAGUGUGCCUUGAAUUCUAAAUAAAUCACUGACAGUGUAACCAGCAAAGCACCCCCACACUAUCACACCACCUCCUCCGUGCUUCACAGUGGGAACCACACAUGAGGAGAUCAUCCGUUCACCUACUCUGCGUCUCACAAAGACACGGCGGUUGGAACCAAAAAUCUACAAUUUGAACUCAUCAGACCCAAGGACAGAUUUCCACUGGUCAAAUCAAAUCAGUUUGUCACGUGUGCCGAAUACAACAGUGAAAUGCUUACGUUUAAUGUCCAUUGCUCGUGUUUCUUGGCCCAAGCUUGUCUCUUCUUAUUAUUGGUGUCGUUUAGUAGUGAUUUCUUUAUUGCAAUUGGACCAAGAAGGCCUGAUUCACGCAGUCUCCUCUGAACAGUUGAUGUUGAGAUGUGUAUGUUACUUGAACUAUGUGAAGCAUUUAUUUGGGCUGCAAUCUGAGGUGCAGUUAACUCUAAUGAACUUAUCCUCUGCAGCAGAGGUAACUCUGGGUUUUCCUUUCCUGUGGUGGUCCUCAUGAGAGCCAGUAUCAUCAUAGAGCUUGAUGGUUUUUGCAACGGCACUUGAAGAAACUUGAAAAGUUCUUGAAAUUUUCAAGAAUGACUGGCCUUCAUGUCUUAAAGUAAUGAUGGACUGUCAUUUCUCUUUGCAUAUUUGAGCUGUUCUUGCCAUAAUAUGGACUUGGCUUUUACCAAAUAGGGCUAUCUUCUGUAUACCACCCCUAUCUUGUCACAACACAACUGAUUGGCUCAAAUGCAUUAAGAAGGAAAGAAAUUCCACAAAUUAACUUUUAACAAGGCACACCUUUUAAUUGAAAUGCAUUCCAGGUGACUAUCUCGUGAAGCUGGUUGAGAGAAUGCCAAGAGCGUGCAAAGCUGUCAUCAAGGCAAAGGGUGGCUAAUUUGAAGAAUCUCAAAUAUAUUUUGAUUUGUUUAAACACUUUUGGGGGUUACUACAUGAUGCCAUGUGUUAUUUCAUAGUUUUGAUGUCUUCACUAUUAUUCUACAAGUAGAAAAUAGUAAGAAAGACCCUUGAAUGAGUAGGUGUGUCCAAAUGUUUGACUGGUACUGUACAUGUAGGUAGGGGUAAAGUGACUAUGCAUAGAUAAUAAACAGAGUAGCAGCAGUGUAUGUGAAGCGUGUGAAUGUAUGUAUGUGUGUGUGUCGGAGUUUUUGUGUAGUGUGUGUGGCUAGAGUCCAGUGAGGGUACAUCGAGCCUGUGCAAGAAAGUCGGUGCAAUUUUUUUUGAAUAACUAAGAGAUGGCCACCCAGAAUAUGUAAAUUGUCCGGGUGGCCAUUUGAUUAACUGUUCAGCAGUCUAAUGGCUUGGGGGUAGAAGCUCUCAAAGAGCCUUUUGGUCCUAGACUUGGCGCUACGGUACCGCUUGCCAUGUGGUAGCAGAGAGAACAGUCUGUCACUUACAUUUUUACAUUUUAGUCAUUUAGCAGAUGCUCUUAUUCAGAGCGACUUACAGUAGUGAGCGCAUACAUUUUUAUAUUUGUUCGUACUGGGCCACUGUGGGAAUCGCACCCACAACCCUGGCAAGUGCCGUGCUCUACCAACUGAUCUUCCUUUUGACACCGCCUGGUAUAGAGAUCCUGGAUUGCAGGAAGCUCGGUCCCAGUGAUGCACUGGGCCAUACACACUGGUUAUGCAACCAGUCAGAAUGCUAUUGAUGGUGCAGCUGUAGAACCUUUUGAGAAUCUAGGGACCCAUGCCAAAUCUUUUCAGCCUCCUGAGGGGGGAAUAGGUGUUCUCGUGCCCUCUUCAAGACAGUCUUGGUGUGUUUGAACCAUGAUAGGUCCUUAGUGACAUGAACACUAGGGAACAUGAAGCUCUCGUUCUGCUCCACUACAUCUCAGUCUAUGUGAGGGGGGGUGGGGGGUGAUUGGCCCUCCUCCUCCUCCUGUAGUCCACAAUGGAAUUACACAAGACACCGUGCAGUCUGUUGUACCAAUGCACCUUUGAUAUUAACCAUGUACAAUCUCAUGUUAUUGUAAAGCCAAGUAUUUUGGAUGUCUCACCUGUGGACAGUAGUAUAACGAGGACCAAAUCAUUUUAAUCCAUAAUACAGGUUCCUUGUUUGCAAUGGACUACUUCUACUUUGUGAAAUAAAUGUCCUAUUUUAUUGAUAAUUAACCUCAAAUGAAAACAAUACAGUCAAGAUUGUUUUAAGGUUA